This is a messenger RNA of Alternaria novae-zelandiae, 3474 nucleotides long. RefSeq lists its product as uncharacterized. Bases 1 to 3474 code for a protein of 1157 amino acids. The record is from RefSeq and is a predicted model, not a curated record. NCBI's taxonomy places the organism in Eukaryota, Fungi, Ascomycota, Dothideomycetes, Pleosporales, Pleosporaceae. The transcript is spliced from 8 exons.
AUGAAGCUGCUAUCCUACGGUUGUCUCAUUAGUCUUGUUACUUCGGCUACAAGUGGAGUCGUAUCUGGACAAGAGCUACAUGAAGAUUUCACUGCCAUCAACUCAAGCUCCAAAGUCUCGAUUGCGGCCGCAGAUCCCCAACUUGCUGUCGACACACCGCCACCCCCAGACCAUGACUCCAUAUGGCACAAGGCUUAUUGUCGCGGCGCCGCCCUUGUCCGAGCCAUGUCCCUCGACGAAGAAGAAAGCAACACGAUGCUGCAAUGGCCUUACACACAAAGUCCUUGGGACGGCGAUCUAAAGCCUGAACUGAGAAAAUGGGGCUGGCUCGACAACGAAGAGGACAACACGAACAUCGACGAUUCGUGUGACUUCGAUGAGAAGUUGAAGAUGAAGAACACUUUCGACGCUCUCGGUGUUGACACGCGACCGGCGGGGAAGGGUGGACCGAAUCAUUGCUUCAGAUUACAGCAUAGCAAUGGGCCUACGGUCAUUCGAGACAAAAAUGGCAAGAUGCCUUAUUUGUCCAGUCAGCGUUACGAGGCAGAUGGGAAGACGUACAGGGUCACCGACGCCUACAGCACCGUAGGCAUAAACCGCAACGACGGUAUUCUCUACUUCCUCAACCGAAUGUCACCUGAGCAAGGAGCCGCAGAUCUCUGGAAUUUGAGACCGGAACAAGUCGAUAAAGCCGAUUUGCCCAAGAUCCGCUCGAGCUCUGACUUAGCUUGGGCGCUCUGGAACAGGGUUCCAGGAGAACCAAUGAUCAAAAUGAUCAUGGCUCUCCAGAUUGUUAAUACGCAAACGGCUGAGACGAUCAUACCGAAGGCUUUGGAGGCGGUGGGAGAAACAGAGCUGAAGAGAUGGCCGGGAACGGAGAUUGUUGUUGGGUCAGAUAAUGACGCUGAGGCUGAAGCUGCUCUUGCGCUUAUUGGCUCGCCCAAUGGACUCGGCGCUGGCUACUUUCUUCUACAACACAAAAGGCAGCUCGGUGGCGCAAAUUUCAUCUACAAGAUCACGAUAUUUAGAAACGAUGGCGAUGAGUUUGAUGAUGAGCCUAAUCUCAUUUUUCACGUUGACAAGAAUACAACACCGAUGCCGGAUGUGGAAGACACUCCUGGUGCGCCGGAGAAACCGGCGGAGAAGGGUAGCGCGGCGGUUCGAGAGGCACCGCGAGUCGAAAAGAUGAAGUUCACGCAGAUCUUCUGCAUCGUGGGUCUUGUUGCCCUCGGCGCGACUGAGGCCCUGCGCAAUCUUACCAACGUCACUUCCGUCACUUUCGGAUCUCAGAACCUCACUGUGCACGUAGCAGGCGACCCCGACGAUAGCGACGAUGACGACGAUGACGACGACGAUAGUGACGACAGCGACGAUAGCGAUACUGACGACGAUGACGUACGGCUUGGGACUCCAGUUCCUGCUACUGAAGCACUUUGGCAUGCAUCGAAAUGUCGGGGCGCCAAACUCAUGUUUGCGUGUACCCAGGACCCACCGCAAGCCGCCCGGUUUGUCAAUCCCUUGACAGUUCCCUGGGAUGGCGACCUCAGGAACGAACUUCUCACUUGGGGUUACAAGGAAGGAACUAGUGAUCCUGAUGACGACUGCGAGAUCGGCGUUCUCCAGCCAAUGCUAGACGCCCUGGGACUUUCCAAAGUAAACAAUCUUCACGGCGGGCCAAACUACUGUUUCUCUUACGAACAUCGUGACAGCGCUGUCGUGGAAAGAGUAAAUGGAAUCUUGCCACCCAAGGACAAACAGUGGUAUAUUGUCGAUGGUGUGAGGUACAGGGUCACGGACGCUUAUUCCACCGUCGUCAUCAAUCAAGCUGCUGGUAUAAUUUUCUUCCUUCGCAGAGGGUCCGCUGAGCAUCAAGCCCGCAGACUCUGGAAGGUAAAGGAUCAGGUUCCCAUUCCACCAAAUGAGUUGCCGGCUCUACGUACGAGCUCAGACGUAGCCUGGGGAUUCUGGAACCGAGUAAGUGGUGAAAACCUGGGGAAUAUCAAUGGCGUCGUCUCCAUGUUGAUCACCAACGACCAAACGCGGAGAGUUAUCGAUAGGGUAUUGGUGGACAAGCAUCUCGAAACGGUACAGCUAUGGCCAGGAACUGUGGUUGACGUCCACUCCGUACAUUAUCUGGCUCUUCUGGGAUCACCCAAUGGUAGAGCUGUAGGAUAUCUGCUGGCGCAACACAAGGCAAAGAUUGGCGGCAAUAGAUAUGUUGAGUCUAUUCACAUAUUCCGCCCCUACGAGUACUCGACACUGCCUCACCUUUUCUUCCGCGUCAAUUGGGCGCCAUCUCCGCCGCCAACAAGCCUCGCCGCGAGUGAGGCUCUACUACCCUCCGUCAACGAGACGUCACUUGAUCUCUCUAGCCUGGUCACUGAAGACGGCCAUAGCCUACUCAAAAGAGCACCCAUCGCGCCAGCAAAUGACAACCUCUGGGUGACUGCCGGUUGCCGAGGCCAGAAGCUCCAGCUAAUGGACACGCUCAAUCCACAGGAAGCGCAGCAGUUCGGUAGUCCGCUGAACAGCCCAUGGACUGGAACACUCGUCAACGAGCUUGCGCUGUGGGGCUACCUAGACAACAGCGAAAACAGGGACAUCAAAGACGAAUGCGACUUCACCAUGAAGCCAAUGUUCGAAACGGCGCUGAAGGCUCUUGGAAUCAGCGCGAGGAGCGCUCCGGAUGGCGGACCGAACAAAUGUUUCUCCUACGUCCACAGAGACAGUGCCGCCGUUCAGCGGUUGCCAAACGGCCAGCUGCCAGCCAGAAACCAACAGCAGUACGUCGUCAACGGCAGAACCUACAGAAUCACAGGCGCAUUUCACACCAUUGGUAUCAACGCGCAAGACGGUGUCAUCCACAUGAUCAAUCGCCGGUCAGCCCAAUCCGCGGCCAAACAAUUAUGGAACGUCGCCCAAGCUCCAAAAGACCAGCUACCCGCUCUAGCUUCGAGUUCAGACAUUGCCUGGGGUCUAUGGGAAAGGAUGAGCGCCGGUAACCUCGCCAACAUCAACUACAUCUUCUCCCACCGGAUCACCAACGAAGAGACACGCGCCAUCAUCGCGCGCGCUUUGGAAGGCCGGGAAGUACGACCUUGGCCGGGAGAGGUAUUCGAAGCUGGAAUGGCUACGGAAUACUGGGCUUUGUUGGGAUCGCCGAACGGCAUCGCGGCAGGCUACCUGCUCGGACAACAUAAACCCCAGUUUGGUCACAACAGAUACGUUUCGGCUAUACAUGUCUUCCAGGGCGCACCGGGAAGCCCUUUCAUGGGUGUACCGGCGUUGCCGUAUAUGUGCUUCGUUGUUAAGCCGGCGCCGUACCCGCCGCCGCCUCCUCCGCAGGAGAUUCAGAUGCGAGAUGUUGCGCUGGAUGAGCCUAUUGCUAUCGAUGAGGACGAGGACCGAGUGGUAGCGCGGUCUGAAGACGGGAAGAGCAUUGUGAGGAGUCAUAAAGUGUUUGCAAAGUCGUGA